Molecule: messenger RNA, 351 nt
Organism: Trypanosoma theileri
Lineage: Eukaryota; Euglenozoa; Kinetoplastea; Trypanosomatida; Trypanosomatidae
Exons: 1
Coding region: 1-351 (116 amino acids)
Source: RefSeq, a predicted model, not a curated record
AUGGCGAAGAAGCAUCGAGUAAAGCGACAAAAGUACGUGGAGCACCUUCUCCAACUGGAAAAGGAAAGAGAAGCGUAUUUGGAGAAGCGCAUGCGGCCCAAACGUAGCCGAGAAGAACGUGUUGGAGAGGAACGCUUUGGUGAGGUUGAAGAGAAUCUUAUGUCAGGCGAUAAGAAGCGAGGUCGCAAGGAGAUGGCAAAUGAAGAAGAAGUAAAUCCGUCUCUGCCUACCACAGGAAAAGGUGGGGAUACUAACAUGUCUGUAAAGGUUGAGGAAAACGAGAGCACAGCAACGGCUGAUAUCUCAGUAGCAGGAGCAAAGACUGGUAAGCGAGUGAAGAGAAGGUAUUAG